Molecule: messenger RNA, 462 nt
Organism: Rotaria socialis
Lineage: Eukaryota; Metazoa; Rotifera; Eurotatoria; Philodinida; Philodinidae
Source: the annotation of a GenBank genome assembly
AUGGCAACUAUUGAGAAGUUGUACCUAUUUAAAUGCCCAUCAUUUAUCACUUCAUACAAAAGUUCUUGUCUCGGAGAAACUAUGGAAAAUUUACUUGCAACAAUGUUACCUAACUAUGAAACAAUAUUAAAUAAGAUAGUUCCUUCAGCAAAUAAUUGGAAUCAAACAACAAGCCAAACUGUCGAUCAAUUAUUCGAAAUAAUCAAUUAUGGAGCAGAUAAAUUUCCAAAAAGUGCUACACUUGCUAGCGAACUUUUGAAAUUAAUUGAUCAUGUAUUUGCAUUGGUCAAUGAACCACUAUUCUACGAUAAUCUUCAGAAAGCAUCGAGCAUAGAGACGACUUUCGUGGAUACGACGAUUAGAUUUCUUAGGAAUAUCAUAAGUGAACCAGCAAUUCUUACUUAUAUAAAAAAAAGCUCGUGCAACACCUAUAUUUCUUCGUGUAACAUCAUGCCAAUCUAA